UGGAAUUUUAUGAUAGUUAUAUCUUCUUUCCUGAUUAUAUGACAAUUGUAUUCUAAUUGUGCUCAGAUUUCAUUUCAAUUUUUCUAAUUGUAUUAGAAUUUAUUUUAAUUAUCCCAAUUUAUUCCAAUCAGACUAUAGCAUUAUUUCAAUGUAAUUUUCUGAAUAAAGCUGGAAUUGUUUCUCCCAGUCGAGUUCAUGAAACCCCACGUAGCCCUCACGGGUCCCCGGCUCCUUCUACCUUAGUUCUCAAGCCUGUUUUCAGAGGCAGCUUGUCCUGGGGAGCAGAAGGCUGCCUUGAAGUCAGCUGAGCUGGGCUCCAACCAGGCUCUGAAACCUACACAGAGUUGGGUGCCCUUGUCAGGUUCCUGAUCUGUCUAGACUUUUUCCUCUUCUCUUCUAAAGCAGAGGCUGACUCUCCGGGGUCCUUCCUGCCCCAAAGCUGUGGCUCUGUGAUAUGGGACCUACUAGAGGGUCCGUUCAUGUGUGGGUGCCUCCCCUGGUCACUCCUGCCAAGUAAUCUCUCCACUUCCCAGGAGACAAGCCCCGGCUUCCUUUCCUGGGGAGGCGUGUUUUUACUCUCUGGAGGCAUGUCCUGGCUGAGGGCGGCGGGGUGGGGCACGGAAGAGAGGCUCGCACUUCCUGGAGCUCUCACUGGCUGGCUCACAAAACCCCGCCCUCUCAGCAAACCCAGGGAACUGACACAGCUCAGGCUUGAUCUCUCCCUGGAACUCUUGGUCCUGGUGGCCCCUCUGCUGCUGCUGUUGCUGCUGCUGUAGAAGAACUCUCUAGGCUGGGCUGGCCUUGGUGCUGGAGCUGGAGGAGGAUGCAGCUCCCUCUAGGAAACGUGCUCCCUUCCCUGCAGACCCUCCUCCUCUUCUCUGCCAUUCUCCUGAUCCUGGCCAGUUAUGUGCAGAGGAGGAGGAGGAGGCAGCAGUCUAAAUACCCCCCGGGGCCUCUUCGGCUGCCCAUAUUUGGCAACGUCUUCGAGAUAGACAUUAAAAAACCCCAUAUCAGCAUCCAGGAGUGUGUCAGGAAAUAUGGAAAUAUUUUCUCCAUGGAUCUGCUCAGUGCUCCCAUGAUAGUUGUAACUGGAUUGCCACUGAUAAAGGAAGUCCUAGUCAACCAAGGCCAGGUGUUUGUUGAUCGCCCCAGAUCUCCUUUGCAAUCUUACAUCUUUAAAAUAAAUGGCUUAUUCAUGUCUAAUGGUCAAGAGUGGAAAGAUCAAAGAAGAUUUACCUUAAUGACCCUAAGGAAUUUUGGUUUGGGAAAGAAGACCCUUGAACUUCGGAUACAAGAAGAGGCCAUAUAUCUCACUGAGGCUAUCAGAGAAGAAAAGGGAAAGCCCUUUAACCCACACUUUCAGAUCAACAAUGCUGUUUCCAACAUCAUCUGUUCUGUCACUUUUGGGAAUCGUUUUGAAUACCAUGAUUCUCAGUUUCUGGAGCUACUGAAGAGCUUGAAUCAAGUCUCGGUGCUUCAAGCCAGUUGGGAGUGUCAGUUCUUCGAUAUAUUUCCUAGGAUAAUGAAACUCUUACCAGGAGCUCACAAAAAACUCUUUAGAGAAUUCCAGAAACUAGAGUCUUUUGUAGUCCAUGUGAUCAAAAAACACAAGGAAGAUCAAAACUCGGAGGAAGCCCAGGACUUCAUUGAUGCUUACCUGAAGGAGCUGUCCAAGGGUAAUAUCACCUCUAGUUUUAAUGAAAACAAUUUAGUUGCAUGCACCCUGGACCUCUUCUUUGCUGGAACAGAGACAACUUCGACCACUCUGAGGUGGGCUCUGCUGUAUAUGGCCUUUUAUCCAGAGAUCCAAGGUAAAAUACAAGCUGAGAUUGACAGGGUGAUUGGCCACUCCCGGUGGCCCACCAUGGCUGAUAGAGAAAAUAUGCCCUACACUUAUGCAGCCAUCCAUGAAGUCCAGAGAAUGGGCAAUAUUGUUCCUCUCAAUGCACCAAGAGUGGCCACAGUUGAUACCACACUGGCAGGAUACCAUGUGCCAAAGGGGACCAUGCUGCUGACCAAUCUGACUGCCUUGCACAGGGACCCCAAGGAGUGGGCUACCCCUGACACCUUCAACCCUGAACACUUUCUGGAGGACGGUCAGUUUAAGAAAAAAGAAGCCUUUCUGCCUUUCUCAGCAGGGAAGAGGGUCUGCCUGGGGGAACAGCUGGCUCGGGCUGAGCUCUUCAUUUUCUUCACUUGCCUGCUUCAGAGAUUCACAUUCCAGGCUCCCCCAGACACCCAGCUGAGUCUGGACUUCCAAGCUGGCAUGACCCUCUCACCGGUCUUCUACCAAAUCUGUGCCCUUCCUCGGGAGACAGAGCCCAAGUUGAUUCUAUAACGGAGCCUUCCAAGGGCAUGAGAAAGGAUCUGGAAUCAACUUCAUUCUCCAUGGUCAUCCAUUCUGCCCUUUGGAACUAGGGUAGGGAAAGGAAAAAAUGUUAGGGAAGGGAGAAGAGCGAAACAGACAAAUAGAGGAUAGCUAUUGCCAAAUUUGAAUCUCCCUGCUAUUAAAACAGAGAGACAUUAACAACACCCAAGGAAAGCAGAGUUUUUAUUGCAUUUAGAGGUUGAGGAUCUGGCUCAAAUCCCUGCUGUGCUAAUUACUAAGUUUGAGUGACCUUGAUUCACUUAAAUCUUUCCCUGACUCAGUUUCCUCAAAUGUAAAAUGUGCAAGAAGCUCUCUAAGGUCUCUUCCAGCUCUAUAUCUAAAACCUUUUAAUGAUAUGAACAGUGAGAGAGCCAAAGCUUUUACUCUCCCACCUCAAGCAUUGGAGUCAAAGGAUAUUGAUAUUUGGUUGGUUGUUGGUAACUUGUCUUCUGCUCUUAUAACUCAUGUAAUAAAAGUGGUUUUGGUGGAGGUUUCACAGAGUUUACAUGAGUUCCAGGAGCUUUCUGUAUGCUAAUGGUGAGAAUCCUUAGAGAUUGUAAACUUUUAGUGGUUAAGUAUUAUUUUUAUUAUGUCUUUUAUUAUGCCUGGGGGCAGUGCCCUUGAAUGGAGAAGGAGCCUAAGCAAUGCUUUUUGAUUUUUUCAUCUCUAAAUCACUAAUGUUUUUCUGAAAAUAUUCAUUUUUAUUAUUUCCUUUGAUUUUCACAAUCUAUUAAAAAACCUUGCUAUGGUUAAUAAAUCAUAAUAAAAAUAAUAAAUAAUAAAAUAAACAUAAUUAUCAAUUACAGUCACCUAGGGAUAAGAACACUCACACUUCCAGAAAAAAAAUAUGUAUAUAUAUAUAUAUAUGUAUAUACAUAUAUAUACAUAUAUAUAUAUAUAUAUAAUUUAGUCUCAAGCAAAAGUCUCUGUAUCUAACUAAAUUAAGAAUUUAGUCCAAGAAAUUAUGAGUUAUAAUUGAAAUGUGUGCAUGUUAUUAUAAUUUUAAGUGUGUGCUAUCAUGUUAAUGAUAAAUAAGUUACUAUGUUAAUCAUAGGGGAGCCAUCUGACAGUGUGUUCUAAGCAAGCUAACUGAUACAAGAAUUUAUAGAAAGCAGUCACCAAAUGGUCAUGGAGGUCUGCAUGCCUGCCAGGUUUGGAAGAGACUUGAAAGAUCCACAAAUGGCCUCCAAGACAUCUUGAAUACUUUUUUGCAGAGGAAAGGAAGAUGGGGAUGGAUAGAAUACUAUAAGAUUAUGUGUGUUUUGCAAGAUAUGCUUUCAGGUUUUGACAUGGGGGGGAACCUGUAGACAGACCCUGUGAUUUCUCUCACAAAAAAGCCAGAUCUUUAUCCAGAAAGCUCCCCCAGCAUCCUAUUUUUGUAAGUAUUAUCAAUAUAUUGUUCCCUAUUCCUGUGAAGGUUCCCACUUCUUGUCAGAGAUGCUUGCACAAGAUAGAUUUCCAUAAUGAUCAUGGAAACUCUUUUAAUACCCAACCAAUCAGAAAACUCAUGUAACCCAAGAUCAUGAUGCUCAAAUUAUUUAUGAUCCCUUUAUUCCCCCUUUAUACCUUUAAAAGUGAUCUAUAACUUCAGGAUGAGGUCUUUGUAACAACUUAUGUUGUCUUUGAUCCAUUUAAUUGUCAAAUUGCUAAUAAACUGAUUAUGAUCAAAAUA
Messenger RNA from Monodelphis domestica (gray short-tailed opossum), 4040 nucleotides. Its product is annotated as cytochrome P450 2J2-like. Gene Ontology annotation, molecular function: oxidoreductase activity, acting on paired donors, with incorporation or reduction of molecular oxygen, reduced flavin or flavoprotein as one donor, and incorporation of one atom of oxygen; heme binding; iron ion binding. Gene Ontology annotation, biological process: xenobiotic metabolic process. Lineage: Eukaryota; Metazoa; Chordata; Mammalia; Didelphimorphia; Didelphidae. The record is from RefSeq and is a predicted model, not a curated record. Gene Ontology annotation, cellular component: intracellular membrane-bounded organelle; cytoplasm.